AGAGCGCGUCCGUGUAGUUGCCCAAAAUGCCGAAUAUCAAAAUCUUCAGCGGGAGCUCCCACCAGGACUUAUCACAGAAAAUUGCUGACCGCCUGGGCCUGGAGCUAGGCAAGGUGGUGACUAAGAAAUUCAGCAACCAGGAGACCUGUGUGGAAAUUGGAGAAAGUGUACGUGGAGAGGAUGUCUACAUUGUUCAGAGUGGGUGUGGUGAAAUAAAUGACAAUCUAAUGGAACUUUUAAUCAUGAUUAAAGCUUGCAAGAUUGCUUCGGCCAGCCGGGUUACUGCUGUCAUCCCACGUUUCCCUUAUGCCCGCCAGGAUAAGAAGGAUAAGAGCCGGGCUCCCAUCUCAGCUAAGCUUGUUGCAAAUAUGCUAUCUGUGGCAGGAGCGGAUCAUAUUAUCACCAUGGAUCUACAUGCAUCUCAAAUUCAGGGCUUUUUUGAUAUCCCAGUGGACAAUUUAUAUGCAGAGCCAGGUGUCUUAAAGUGGAUAAGGGAGAAUAUAUCUGAGUGGAGAAAUUGUACUAUUGUCUCACCUGAUGCUGGUGGAGCCAAGAGAGUGACCUCCAUUGCAGACCGAUUGAAUGUGGAUUUUGCCUUGAUUCACAAGGAACGGAAGAAGGUCAAUGAAGUGGACCGCAUGGUGCUAGUAGGCAACGUGAAGGAUCGGGUGGCUAUUCUUGUGGACGACAUGGCUGACACUUGUGGUACAAUCUGUCAUGCCGCUGACAAACUUCUCUCAGCCGGAGCUACCAGAGUUUAUGCUAUCCUGACUCAUGGAAUCUUUUCUGGCCCAGCCAUUUCUCGCAUCAACAAUGCAUGCUUUGAAGCAGUAGUAGUCACCAAUACCAUACCUCAGGAGGAGAAGAUGAAACACUGCUCCAAAAUACAGGUGAUUGACAUCUCCAUGAUCCUUGCAGAAGCCAUCAGAAGAACCCACAAUGACGAGUCUGUCACCUACCUGUUCAGCCAUGUUCCUUUAUAACAGUAAAACUUCUGAAGCUUUGAAAAUAAACCAACCCCACCCCUCAUGUUUCUUGGUAUUUGAGUUCAGCAGAAGACCCAGCUUGCUCCAGUGUAGAUUUUUACUUCCCACAUUAGAUGCAUUAGAAUUUAG
This is a messenger RNA of Myodes glareolus (Bank vole), 1115 nucleotides long. The record is from RefSeq and is a predicted model, not a curated record. Lineage: Eukaryota; Metazoa; Chordata; Mammalia; Rodentia; Cricetidae.